Messenger RNA from Capsella rubella, 1014 nucleotides. Its product is annotated as NADH dehydrogenase [ubiquinone] iron-sulfur protein 7, mitochondrial. The record is from RefSeq and is a predicted model, not a curated record. Bases 92 to 751 code for a protein of 219 amino acids. The transcript has 2 exons. Gene Ontology annotation, biological process: mitochondrial respiratory chain complex I assembly; electron transport coupled proton transport; aerobic respiration. Lineage: Eukaryota; Viridiplantae; Streptophyta; Magnoliopsida; Brassicales; Brassicaceae. Gene Ontology annotation, molecular function: 4 iron, 4 sulfur cluster binding; quinone binding; NADH dehydrogenase (ubiquinone) activity.
UAGUAAAUGGUUAGAUAGAGAGAGUCGCCUGGUUAUCUCAACUCCACGACGAGAGGAAAAAAAAAAAGAAAAACUCAAAGAGACAAUCUCAAUGGCGAUGAUUACGCGCAACACCGCCACGCGCCUCCCUCUCCUCCUCCAAUCUCAACGCGCCGUCGCCGCCGCCUCGUCGGUCUCUCACCUACACACAUCCCUUCCCGCUCUCUCUCCCUCCGCAUCACCGACUUCCUACACCAGACCUGGUCCGCCUUCCACCUCCGCUCCUCCUCCUGGUCUCUCCAAGGCAGCCGAAUUUGUGAUCUCUAAGGUUGAUGAUCUCAUGAACUUUGCUCGUACGGGAUCGCUCUGGCCUAUGACCUUUGGUCUCGCUUGCUGCGCCGUCGAAAUGAUGCAUACCGGUGCUGCUCGUUACGAUCUCGAUCGAUUCGGUAUCAUCUUCAGGCCUAGCCCUCGCCAGUCUGAUUGUAUGAUUGUCGCCGGGACUCUUACCAACAAGAUGGCUCCGGCUCUUCGCAAGGUUUAUGACCAGAUGCCCGAUCCAAGGUGGGUGAUAUCAAUGGGAAGUUGUGCCAAUGGAGGAGGAUACUAUCACUACUCCUACUCGGUGGUUCGAGGGUGUGACAGAAUUGUCCCGGUCGACAUUUAUGUCCCUGGGUGCCCACCAACCGCUGAGGCUUUGCUCUAUGGACUCCUCCAGCUUCAGAAGAAAAUCAACAGACGCAAGGAUUUCUUGCACUGGUGGACCAAGUGAGCUUUAAAUCCUUCAUCCAGUCAUGAAAGGGGCCUUUUCAGACAUUUUUACCAAAGUUUGGGGAUAAUAAUAAAUCGUGGACGUUUCUGGAUUGCAUGUUUCUUUGUGGUGGAGAUGCCAUGUAAAGGAGUGUGUUUCUAAGUUUGUUAUGGAAACUUAAUAAACUUAAGAUGUUGUUGUCUGAGUUCUUUUGUUAUAUUAUCAACCAGUUUUCAGCUAGAUGCUGACUAUUGCUAAUUUUACAUAUGUUCUUUUUUAAUAUA